CUCUUCAUGUGUAUAUAUAUAUAUAUGGGCCACUUCCUCUAAAAUAAUACACUUCAAGAUGGGAUUGGUUUUGUUCCUUAUUUUCUUUCUCUUUCUUCUCACAACAGUGUCUGCCAUUAAAGACAAUACCCUCAGCUCAUGUACUUCUAUAUUGCAAGAUGAAAAACACCCAUCCAACGGUUCUGGCAUACACCUUACCUUACACCAUAUUCACAGCCCAUGCUCACCUGUAACCUCCCCACACCUGCCACUCAUCGAUCUCCUCAACCUCGACGAAACUCGCUCCCAAUCCCUAAACAACAUCCUAACAAAACCCAAUAUCACCACACCCUCCAUUUCAAAAUCCACCAAUCUCAUACCAGAAUCUAUCGGCAUUCCACUAAAUCCAGGCCAGUCGAUUGGAGUCGGUAACUACGUAAUCAAGCUGGGUCUAGGCACUCCACCUAAAUACUUCUCUGUAAUAAUGGACACAGGCAGCUCAUUCAACUGGGUCCAAUGCGACCCAUGUGUAGUAUACUGCCACCCUCAGGUGGGCCCCAGAUUCAAUCCAUCUACAUCGUCCACGUAUAAAAAACUAUCAUGCAACACGCCAGAUUGCUCUGCACUAGAAGCUGCUACUCUCAAUCCUUCUGCAUGCACACGUUCAAAUAUCUGUAUAUACCAAUCAUCCUACGGUGAUGGAUCCUUCUCCGUUGGAUAUCUUAGCAGUGAGACAUUGACUGUGGGCCCAUCUCAGACGUUGCCUGGCUUUAUUUAUGGGUGUGGCCAAGAUAAUAAAGGUCUUUUCGGUCGAUCGGCUGGGAUCUUUGGUCUGGCUCGUAGUAGGCUCUCUCUAGUAUCACAACUAUCAGCAAAAUACGGUUACGUAUUUUCAUACUGUCUACCUACACCGUCUUCUAUUGGUACAUUAUCAAUUGGUCAAAGUACGUAUAAUCCCUCCAUCUACAAGUUCACACGUAUGUAUUCUGAUCAACGAGCACCGUCUUUGUAUUUUCUACGUAUAAGCAGCAUAACCGUAUCUGGAAAGGCUCUACCAUUAUCCGUAGCUGUGUAUACACGUACACCUACGAUUAUAGACUCUGGGACUGUAAUUACGCGCCUUCCAUCAGCUGUCUACGUGCCGUUGCGAACGGCCUUCGUGAAGGCUAUGGCAGGAUAUAAGCGGGCCCCACCGUUUUCGAUACUUGACACGUGUUUUGAGGGGGGUGUGCGAGGAAAGCACGUGCCGGAGGUUCGGCUUAUAUUUGAAGGCGGCUCGGAGCUGAGGUUGGCGGCUCAAAAUACAGUGAUUGAGGUGGAUGGCGGCGUCACGUGCCUAGCGUUCGCUGAAAGCACGAGCCUGGCUAUAAUCGGAAACCUCCAGCAACAGACGUAUAAGGUCGUGUAUGACAUUUCCAGCUCGAAAAUCGGGUUUGCUGCUGGUGGGUGUGGUUGAUUGCAAUUGGACCCGUUUGGAUGGCAUGUUCUUCUUUGAUUUUUACAAGCUUGUAUUAAGUAAAGAAAAAAAUAAAUAAGGGGUUUG
Magnolia sinica is the source of this 1522-nucleotide messenger RNA. Its product is annotated as aspartyl protease family protein At5g10770-like. The record is from RefSeq and is a predicted model, not a curated record. The transcript is spliced from 2 exons. NCBI's taxonomy places the organism in Eukaryota, Viridiplantae, Streptophyta, Magnoliopsida, Magnoliales, Magnoliaceae. Gene Ontology annotation, biological process: proteolysis. Bases 59 to 1435 code for a protein of 458 amino acids. Gene Ontology annotation, molecular function: aspartic-type endopeptidase activity.